This is a messenger RNA of Babesia sp. Xinjiang, 1431 nucleotides long. RefSeq lists its product as uncharacterized. Lineage: Eukaryota; Apicomplexa; Aconoidasida; Piroplasmida; Babesiidae. Gene Ontology annotation, biological process: poly(A)+ mRNA export from nucleus; regulation of translational termination; regulation of translational initiation. The record is from RefSeq and is a predicted model, not a curated record. Gene Ontology annotation, cellular component: nuclear pore cytoplasmic filaments; nuclear pore; cytoplasm. The transcript has a single exon. Bases 1 to 1431 code for a protein of 476 amino acids. Gene Ontology annotation, molecular function: translation initiation factor binding; inositol hexakisphosphate binding; phospholipid binding.
AUGUACAGAGAAGGCCUAGGCAGGAGGCGCGGGGUCUCUCUAGCCCUCAAUGAAAGGGUAUUUUGUGCCAACCGAACCCUACCGGUACCCCCUGACGAGGUUCAGGAAGUCAGCGAUGACGUAGUAAUACCGAUGCAUAACGAGAUCAGGGUACACUUUGAUGAUUACCACGUACAAGAUGACUGGGAGCCAUCGUGGAUGCGUUUCGACCAUGCCGAUUCCGCAAUCGAGCGGUCGAUACAUAAAAGCUCGGAGUUGUAUGUCAAUCUUCUAGACGAGGCUCUGGCAGAGGUUGCAACGCUGGAGAAGGCAAGGGCCGAGAAAGCGUUGAAACAACAGUUGAUUUCAAAAGGUUCAGAACAAUCGGGAGAAGCGUAUGCUUCGCACCAAGCAACAGGUGCUGAAAAUACUUGUGAACCUAGCGAUGCUACGACGCCGCAGCAAAAACCGGUAAAGGAAACACAGGAGACCAAUGGUCCCUUUGCGGCGCAGCCGCUGUGGAAUGGGAUACAGGCAACGCAGAACAGUCCCCCGCCAAACGUGCCAUCUACGGUGAAUACAGACAAUCCAGACAUUUUUGGCACAGGAAUGCAAUGUGAGGCAGAGGAGUUAAAGGCUGUCAACAAGGAUGAAGCAAUGUCGAAAUCGGACGGUAAAAAGGAUUAUGUACCAGAUAAUACCUAUACCCAACAUGUUGACAGCUAUGAGGAUGAAUACAUGGCGCUGAGGUCCGAAUAUGAGGCCUUCGUGCAGAAUGGCGACCCCUCAGUUAAGCAUAUCAGAGUAGACAUCGCAAAAAAAAUCAACACAACUGUGAACACGUUGGCCAACACACAAAAGCAAGUUGAUAACUCGUAUACAACCCUGUUGAAUAUCAAAAAUCAAUACGAAAACGAGCCUCAUGUACUUCUAUUUUUGGUCUUCAGGGUCAUUGAAGCCGUAUUGGAUUGUUGUGAACCAGGCUGCCAAAUGUACCUCAACCCAAAGUCUGUAUGGCCAUCAGCCCAUCUAAUCAGAGGUAUCAUGAGUUUUCAUUCGGGUUGCCUAGCGAUUUACUUCACCACGAUGAAGAAACGUUGCCCUUACACGAUACCGCGACUAUACCAAGGCACUGACGAGGUCGAACUACAGGAGCGACACCAUUACUCCAAGCACAACAAAAACACGUACUUCAAGAAACAUCUAGCUCUUGUUAGGUUGCAUCUCGCACUUUUGGUCGUAACAGAGGAUACGAAGGGUGCUUGGGGAUGGUUUGCCUCUUUCCUCAAUGCGUGUACCCAAAAUGUUUUCAAGCUCCCGUUGUCAGGAGUAUUGGUUACUGCGCUGACGAUAGCUGGACACAUGUGCUGGAGAGCUUACAAUGAGCAGUUCGCAAAGGUAGGUCUAGUUCAAAGCACUGCUGUGGUUGCGUACUUCCUGAUUAUUGCCUAG